AUGAGAAAUACUGCUGAAGGCAACUGCAGAAAGAAAAAGAUGGAGAGAACCGAAGAUGCUGAUUCUCGCAGAGAGAGCACAAACAAGAGGCACUGCCCACAGGAAGACUCCCCUGUUGAAGAGAGCGUGAUUCAAAUGAAACCAGAAGAUCUUAUGGCGGAUGCCGACACCCCGCGCGGAGAAGCGACUAGAAGAAUGGCGAUUCUGAACGUAGACUGGGACUCCAUAGGGGCCAACGAGAUAUACCGAGUUAUUAGCGUCUUUGCGCGGAAAGAGAGCAUCCAGCGCGUGGUUCUGUAUAAGACCAAGUAUGGCGUGCAGGAGCUCGAGAAGGAAGAGCAAGAAGGCCCUGCAGUGAUGAAUCUCGACGUAAAUGAAGAGACGCAGGAAAUGGAGCUGCGCGAGUACUUGAAAAACAAAAUGAAAUAUUUCUAUGCGGUUGUGGAGCUGGACACAGCAGAGGCAGGGAGGGAGCUGUACGCAGCAGUGGAUGGACUGGAAAUAGAGGAAACACAUAACUACAUUGAUGCCCGGUUUAUACCCGAUGAUGCUGUGAUUUCAGACGUGGUUGUUGAGGAGACAAGCCAACUGCACAACACAGCAAGAAAAAUCCCAAUUAACCCUCUGUACAGCACGAAGCCGCAGCUCAAGUGGGACGAGGACCCGAUUAGAGACAGAUACUUGCGAGACCUUUUUGUUAAGGAGGUUGACUUGGAGGUGGCAAACAGCCUAAUUGACAUGUCGGACGACGAGGAAAAGCAGGCAUACUACAAGAAGGCCAUGCUGGAGAGCAUGCCCGAGGAGGAAGCCCCCGAGGAGGAAGAAAGCGCACUGCAGCAUAGCACACACAAAGAAAAAGCAGCUGGAUCGGUUGAAAACGAAGACAUCCGCAUGGGAGAUAGCAGCGCAGACGAGGCAGAUGAAAGCAGCGAGGCCGCAGUCCUGGGAGACGACAGCCGAUUUGCGCACGAGAACAACCCAGACUUUGCAGUCGAUAAGACGCACCCUGCAUACUUGGCUAAGAAGAGAAAAGAAAAAAGCAGCAAAAAGUAG
Nematocida major is the source of this 1053-nucleotide messenger RNA. RefSeq lists its product as uncharacterized. The coding region runs from base 1 to 1053 and encodes 350 amino acids. Gene Ontology annotation, biological process: rRNA processing. The transcript has a single exon. Gene Ontology annotation, molecular function: RNA binding. Lineage: Eukaryota; Fungi; Microsporidia. The record is from RefSeq and is a predicted model, not a curated record.